Aplysia californica (California sea hare) is the source of this 785-nucleotide messenger RNA. RefSeq lists its product as uncharacterized. Gene Ontology annotation, cellular component: cytoplasm; nucleus. Gene Ontology annotation, molecular function: methyltransferase cap1 activity. Gene Ontology annotation, biological process: 7-methylguanosine mRNA capping. Lineage: Eukaryota; Metazoa; Mollusca; Gastropoda; Aplysiida; Aplysiidae. The record is from RefSeq and is a predicted model, not a curated record.
AAGUCGGCCUUCCACCUGAGUCGUGUGUCUGUGCACGCCCUGGGAGAGGGAUCAACGGCGGCCGCUGCGGCCUUGUGGGAGAACAAGAAGCUGAAGGGCACCUUCCAUCUGCGGCAGAACCUCAGCGCCAUGAGCUUCCACGACAGAGUGCGGCUCAUGGACUACCACGACGUCCGUGUACCAGAUAGUGUGUUGUUGUGUAACUCUCGGCUAGAAGACAGCGAGGUGACCCAGUGGCCGCGGCCCGAGUGUGGUGACCGGCCCCUCCACGUCCUCAGCUCUCGCAUCUGCAACACCAACCUCCUGGAGGAUUUCAACACGCUGCUGUCACACUCUGACACGCUGCCCCUCGGCGGUCACCUCGUGCUACUCACCACCACCUUCCUGACCCGGCUGAGCUCCACGCUACUCUACAUCCUGGCGCGCUCAUUUGAGGCCACAAGCCUCCACGGCCGGCCCAACUUGUGGGCUCAACAGUUGCUCCUCUUGUCAGGUUUCCGCGGGCUGAGUCCCAGUCUGGAGCGACACCUGACCACUGCCCAUCACCGGCUGACGGCCGAGGAGGAGAGGGGUCAAAGUCAGGGCUGUCUGAUGGAGUUGUACAGUUUCCUCAGCCUGCUUAAUGAUCGCAAGUUUGUCCAGUUUUUGACGGCACACAAUAACUACGCCCUGGCUGGAUUGGUCAACGAGCUGCUCAAACUGAACAAACCGCCGGAGGAAAUGGCCGCCGAUGGAGAGGGACAGCAAAAUCUGACGUAGUGUUUCAGGGGCCGGGGGGAGAGAGG